AUGUCGUUUGAACCAUAUGAAUAUGACGACCCUAAAGAUAAAGGACCACUUACACAAAACGAUUUAGACGCGUUGUAUAGCUAUUGCUAUAAGUUAGACAAUGAGGCAAUUACAGAAAUGAAGAGACGCACAAUGGAGGCUUCUGAAAAGUUUCAAGAAGAACUAAUACAGGCUCAACUGGACGCUAGAGAACAAGCUAGGCGCUAUGUGCUUGUUGAUCUUCGAAAUGAACGUCAAGAACAAUGGGAUCGUGUCCAAGAGGAAUUCGAUCGAAUACAUGCACAAUUUGAAGAAGAACGGAGACAGUUAAGAGAAUUAUAUCACCAGAGAGAAGCAUACUUUCGAAACGCGUAUGACCAACUAGCAAGAGAAGAACGCGAAGAAGCAGAGGCUCAACAACGAGCACAAAAAGAAGCUGAAGAACAUGAACGUUUGAAACGGGAAGAGGAAGAGCGCAUCAAAAAGGAAACAGAGGAGCGUUUAAGACGAGAAGCGGAAGAGCGAGCAAGAAGAGAGGCUGAAGAGCGAGCAAAAAGAGAGGCUGAAGAACAAGCCAAAAAGGAAAAAGAACUUGAGGCAAAAAGGCAGGCUGACGAAGCCAACCGAAAAGCCGCACUUGUCGCUGCACAAAAAUCUGUUCCAUCAUCAUCGGCUGCUUCUACCACCGCACCGGACCCUAAUAUUGAUAAAGCGCUUGCUGUAUACGAGGAGAUUUACAAGAAUCGAUUAAAGCUAAUCAAGGAAAGGUUGAUGGAUAAUCAGAAUUUGAAAAAUUCAGCCUUUCAGCACAUAAAAAUUGUCAGACUACGAUUAAAUCAGCUGACUAAUACGAGAGACUCGAUACUCAAUAUUGUCAACGAGUUCACGCUAGUGCUGCGAAAUGUUCAAUCCACUGGUGAUUUAUACAACUAUUUGCUUAAUUAUAUUGCGGAAAAUGUAGUAUCACAAGCUGAAGUAGAGACAUCAUCAACUCAUUAUUCUGCCGCAUAUAAACUGGCGCAUAUAUGUGUGCUUCUCAAUAGUCAACAUCCGGAUUUAAUUCAUUACAUGAUGGUUCAAUUAGCCAUGCGAUGUCCUUAUGUGAUCCCGCUAUAUCACGUACAACAACCGGGUCAAAGCAUUCAGCAGUUCAAUGAAUUGAUCGGCUAUAAAAAAGAUGAAGAGGAAGACAAGUAUAUUGGACGAAUGCAGGCGAUAGUGGCAUUAUAUGCCGCCAUUUUGCAAACCACGCCUUUUAUUCCUAAUGUUCGGAAUGAUUACUCUAUGGAAGAUGCGUGGAAAUGGUUAUCCAAAACCGCGAAUCUUACACCAAGAUCAAUCACCCCAUAUCUGGUGUAUACAUUCUUGCAAAUAGCUGGACCUAAACUUAUCGAGUUUUAUCCUUACCCCAAUCAAACACAAAAACUCAUCCGAACUUAUUAUAAUCGAUAUUAUCUCAAUCCACCCAGAGAAUACGUGAAUUUGAAGAAGGAAUCGGCGGCGGCCAUGUCACGUUUACAAACGUUUCUUAUGGAGGUGGUUAACAAUAAUUUCCGGUUUCCUGAAUCACCUGGUAGAUAUCCAACUAAUUAA
This is a messenger RNA of Ambispora gerdemannii, 1572 nucleotides long. Lineage: Eukaryota; Fungi; Glomeromycota; Glomeromycetes; Archaeosporales; Ambisporaceae. The record is from the annotation of a GenBank genome assembly.